AUGGCCUACAACCCGCGCCAGCACACGCUCCUUGUCGUCGGCGGCAACGGCUUCGUGGGCAGCAACAUCCUCCAGCGCGCCGUGGCCAAGGGCAUCGAGGUGCGCAGCUUGAACCGGUCGGGCAAGCCGACGUGGGGCGACCAAGUGCCAUGGGUCGAGAAGGUCGAGUGGAUCCAGGGCGACGUCUUCUCGCCGACCGAUCUGGCCAAGGCCGUGGACGGGGUCACGGGCGUUAUAACGACGGUUGGCGCCUUUGGCAGCAAUGAAUUCAUGCAAAAGAUGUGCGGCGACGCCAACAUUGAAGUUGUCCGCGCCGCCAAGGCUGGCGAGGUCGACCGCGUCGUCUUUAUCUCCGAGUCCCGCGUGGGCAAGGACAUCCCGACGUGGGCGCCCUUGUACGGGUACUUCAACGGCAAGCAGCGCGUCGAGGAUGCCAUUGCCGCCCACUUCCCUACCACCGGCGUCUGUCUGCGCCCGGGCAUGAUCUACGGCACGCGUCGCGUCGGCAACUACCUCCUUCCGCUGCAGUGCUCUGUCUAA
Messenger RNA from Saprolegnia parasitica CBS 223.65, 540 nucleotides. RefSeq lists its product as hypothetical. The transcript is spliced from 6 exons. Gene Ontology annotation, cellular component: mitochondrion. NCBI's taxonomy places the organism in Eukaryota, Oomycota, Saprolegniomycetes, Saprolegniales, Saprolegniaceae. Bases 1 to 540 code for a protein of 179 amino acids. The record is from RefSeq and is a predicted model, not a curated record. Gene Ontology annotation, molecular function: protein-containing complex binding.